AUGCGCCCAAAUCCAUCUAAUGAGGAAGUAUUGGAGAAGCUCAAAGUCCUAACAGAGCAAGUGGCAUUCUUGGUGAAAACGAAUAAAGAAAAGAAACUUUCGGAUCAGCUCAAACGUGAAAUACAAAUAGAGAGUGGAAACGCUAGUUGCAACAUUGGUCUUAAAAGUCCUCCUGAGGGUGUCUCUACUUGCGUGCUAUAUUUAUCCUCCCCUACUCAUCGCAAGGUUGAAAAAAGAACAUUGUACAAUACUUUGGAAGAAGUAUUACACAAUACUCCGAUCCCUGUCGGCCAUGUCAAAUUAUCACUCGUGAUUGUUUUUGAACCAAAUGCACCGUUGCAUAUACCGGACAACGAUGGAGAUAUGAAGCAUUUGGGAGAAGCAAUAGAUCGGGGUAAAUCCGUUGCUGCUCCUAAAAUAAGUCAUCCACGCCUUGCUCGAUUUGGGUCGUGUCUUGAAAUACAAGCAAAAAAGAAUAUGGACAGCAACGAUUCACGUAUCAUAAGCAUGGAGGAAGCUAUUUCCGGAGAUGGGUUUUUGUAUGAAAAGUUGGUGUGCACACGCGAAUUGUCAGAUAUAUUUUCAUUAUUGUCUCUGCAUAAGCUUUCAAUGUUUAAGCUCGAUUCAGUUAAUGUAAAGAAAUAUGUUGUAGAUAUACUAUUGAGAAAUAAAGAGAAUGAUAAGUUGUUCCUUGCGCCAUAUAAUUCAGGGGCACAUUGGGUGCUGUUUGCAAUCAAUGCAACCUCUGAUGUUAUGUAA
Molecule: messenger RNA, 759 nt
Organism: Cicer arietinum (chickpea)
Lineage: Eukaryota; Viridiplantae; Streptophyta; Magnoliopsida; Fabales; Fabaceae
Source: RefSeq, a predicted model, not a curated record